This is a messenger RNA of Paramecium octaurelia, 1072 nucleotides long. The record is from the annotation of a GenBank genome assembly. NCBI's taxonomy places the organism in Eukaryota, Ciliophora, Oligohymenophorea, Peniculida, Parameciidae.
AUGGAUUAUCAUAAACUAUAAUUUAAGGAGGAUCAAAUAAUGAAAGUAAAAUUAAUAUACUAUAUCAUGUAGCCUUUUAAAUAGGAAAGAUUUAAUAUUAAAUAAUUUUAAAGAGAUUUAGAAAUUAAUAUUCUCUCGAAAACAGAUGAGAAAAUAGUAUUUGAGAUAAUAAAUAUCGAUGCUCCGAUUGCUAAUUCCUUAAGAAGAAUUAUGAUUGCUGAAGUAAAUUCUUAUGUAAAUAGAGAUCCCUACAAUGGCAAUUCAUAAGGUUCAGGUAAUCCAAAACACCAGUGUAAUACCAGAUGAAGUAUUGGCUCACAGAUUGGGGUACUGAAGUUGAAAACAUAUUAGAUUGAUACCAAUCAUUGCAGAUCCUUUGUAAUUUAUUGAGAAAGAUGAUUAAGAAGAAUAUAAUGAAUUGAACUCAAUAGAUUUUACAUUAGUUGCAAAGUGUGAAAAAAAACCAAAUAGCAAGCAUGAUGACCCAAUUGAAUAACAAUAUACUAAUACAACAGUGUAUUCAAGCAGUCUAAUUUGGUAACCAAAAGGACAAUAAGCUAAACUGUUUGCUGCUAAUCCAAUUCGACCAGUUCAUUCGAAUAUUAUUAUUGCUAAAUUAAGGGAAAAUCAAGAACUCAAUUUAAGAUUGAUUUGUGAAAAAGGAGUGGGUAAAAGACAUGCAAAAUGGUACCACAUAAAUUCAUUUUAGGUCUCCGGUAUGCACAGCCUUUUAUAAAUUAAUGCCAUCAAUUACUAUAAAAAAUUAAUUAGAUGCUUAAAGAUAAGAGAAAUUGGCAUCUCUAUGUCCUAUGAAAGUAUUUGGAGUGAAAGGAAACUAAAUUAAAGUUGUGAAUCCAAGAAAUUGCACUACUUGUAGGGAAUGUGUAAGAGAAGCCAAUGGAUUUGAGAAGGAUGUUGAAUUAAAUAAAAUAGAUAAUCACUUUAUUUGUAAGCAUCAUAGAUUUUAAGUAUAGUCUCUAUUGAAAGUGUAGGAUAAUAUGAAGCCAAAGACAUAAUGUUAUAAGCAAUAGAAGUAUUUAGAUCAAAAGUAUAAUUAUACAUUAAAGAAUGA